Molecule: messenger RNA, 1915 nt
Organism: Cutaneotrichosporon oleaginosum
Lineage: Eukaryota; Fungi; Basidiomycota; Tremellomycetes; Trichosporonales; Trichosporonaceae
Molecular function (GO): hydrolase activity, acting on carbon-nitrogen (but not peptide) bonds
Source: RefSeq, a predicted model, not a curated record
CUGUAUCAUCUACCUCUUCAUCGUUGAGUUAUUACGGUUGAAGAAGGCCGGAUCUCCACUGGCCUCGGAAAAGUCCGUACAUCCGCCGUCGGAGUUGAGCGACGUUUGCCGAAAAAUCAAGUCUCCCCUCCAACCUCCCUCCUGCCCAUAUACACGGCGCCCUCAUCCUUGCGUCAACUAUCCCCACCAUGAGCAAGACGACGCACUUCAAGAACGGGCGCAUCUUCACGAGCACGUCCGACGGGACGCUGCACGACUCGCUCGUGAUCCGGGGAGACAAGAUUGUGUUCGUCGGUUCGGCAUCCGACGCGGCCGCGCACGCCCAGGGCGCUGAGGUGGUCGACCUGCGCGGCAAAGUUGUGCUGCCAGGCAUCAUCGACGCGCACUCGCACCUCAUGCUCCUCGGCGGGAGCCUGACCAAGGUCGACUGCCUCGGGAAAUCCAUCCCCGAAAUCCAAGCGGCAAUAAAGGCGCGGUACGACGCGGAGCCCGACGCGCAGAUGGUGCUGGGCUGCCAGUUCCAGUACGACGCGAUCGGGGCGCCGCCGCACAAGCGCUGGCUGGACGAAGUAUGCCCCGACAAACCAUGCAUCAUCGACAACUCGUCGCUGCACUCUGCGUGGCUGAACUCUGCCGCGAUGGCCGCCAUCGGCGUGACGCGCGACACGCCGGACCCUUUGGGGGGCGAGUUCGUGCGCGACGCCGCAGGCGAGCUGACGGGCUACUGGCGCGAAACCGCCGUUGUCGAAUACUCGUGGCCGUGGGUCGCGGCGCAAACGACGGCGGCGCAGCGCCACGCCCUCCUCGCCUCCGUCUUCGACGCGUACCUCGCCACGGGCGUGACGGGCGCCGUCGACAUGGCGACGACGCCGGAAGACCUCGCGGCGCUGGAAGCGUAUGCGGCGGCGCACGGCCGGCUGCCGCUGCGCGUCGCGUGCCACUGGCUCGUGCGCCCCGGCGCGGCGCCCGCAGACGAGGUGCGCGUCGCAGCGGCGCACCGCGCGCGCCUCGCCCCGCUCGCCCCGUGGCUCAGCGUAGCAGGCAUAAAGAUCAUCAGCGACGGCGUCGUGGACGCGUGCACGGCGUUCCUGCGCGAGCCGUAUCCGAACGGCGCGGCGCCGGGGCCUAUCUGGCCCGCGGACGAGCUGACGCGCGUCGUGCAGCUGGCCGACGCGCUCGGCCUCCAAGUCGCGUGCCAUGCCAUCGGCGAUGCCGCCGUCGACCAAGCGCUCGACGCGUUCGAGGCGGCGGCUGCCGCCAACGGGCCGCGCGAGCGCCGGCACCGCAUCGAACACCUCGAAGUCGUGGGCGCCGACGCCAUCCCGCGCCUCGCCCGCCUCGGCGUCGUCGCGUCCCUCCAGCCUGUGCAUGCCGAUCCCGUCAAGGUCGUCAACUGGGACGCGCAGCUCGGAUACGGGUGUCGCUGCGACCGCAAGUUUCCGUGGAAGGAGUUCGAGGAUGCGCGCGCCGACGUCGCGUUCGGCUCGGACGCACCGACAGCACCAUACCAUCCCCUCCCGAAUAUGUAUACCGCGACGACGCGGUUGAGCGCCAUCAACCCUUCGCUGCCUGAUCCCGUCGACGAGCGCACGAAGAACCUUGCUCGUCUCUGCGUUUCACUCGAGACCGCGGUGCGGUAUUACACUGCCGGGGGCGCGUACUCGAUGCGUGCGGACAAGGAGGUCGGCACCCUCGAGCCGGGCAAGUCGGCUGACUUUGCUGUUCUUGACAUCGACCCCUUUGACGGCCGGUUAGAUAGCCUGCGCAAGGCGCAGCAGGGCGUCGCGCAGACGUGGGUCGCGGGAGAGCGCGUGUGGGCCAAGGAAACAUAGUACACACAAAUUACAAUGCUAUGUAAUCAUUUCCCCAUCAUGCCACGGCCGAGCAGCGACUUCAUUAGCCGAGGCUAUCGCUG